This is a messenger RNA of Vicugna pacos (alpaca), 14618 nucleotides long. The record is from RefSeq and is a predicted model, not a curated record. NCBI's taxonomy places the organism in Eukaryota, Metazoa, Chordata, Mammalia, Artiodactyla, Camelidae.
AGUUAUAUGUACUUAUUUCUUUGUAGGCCUCGAAGUAGAGGAAAAACUGCAGUGGAAGAUGAGGACAGCAUGGAUGGGCUGGAGACAACAGAAACAGAAAAUACUGUGGAAACAGAAAUCAAAGAACAGUCAGCAGAAGAGGAUGCUGAAGCAGAAGUGGACAACAGCAAGCAGCCAGUCCCGGCCCUUCAGCGCUCCGUGUCUGAGGAAUCUUCAAGCUCCCUGGUCUCUGUCGGUGUAGAAGCCAAAAUCAGUGAACAGCUCUGCGCUUUUUGUUACUGUGGUGAAAAAAGCUCCUUAGGACAAGGAGACUUAAAACAGUUUAGAGUAACGCCUGGAUUCAUUUUGCCGUGGAAAAACCAGACUUCUAACAAGAAGGAUGUUGAUGACAACAGCAAUGGAACUUGUGAGAAAACACAAAACUCAGCACCACGAAAACAAAGAGGACAGAGAAAGGAACGCUCUCCUCAGCAGAAUAUAGUAUCUUGUGUAAGUGUAAGCACGCAGACUGCUUCAGACGAUCAGGCUGGUAAAUUAUGGGAUGAACUCAGUCUGGUUGGCCUUCCAGAUGCCAUUGAUGUCCAAGCCUUAUUUGAUCCUACAGGCACUUGUUGGGCUCAUCACCGUUGUGUGGAGUGGUCACUGGGGGUGUGCCAGAUGGAAGAACCGUUACUGGUGAACGUGGACAGAGCUGUUGUCUCAGGGAGCACAGAACGAUGUGCAUUUUGUAAGCACCUUGGAGCCACUAUCAAAUGCUGUGAAGAGAAGUGUACCCAGACAUACCAUUACCCUUGUGCUGCUGGAGCCGGCACCUUCCAGGAUUUCAGCCACUUCUUCCUUCUUUGUCCAGAACACAUUGACCAAGCUCCUGAAAGAUCAAAGGAAGAUGCAAACUGUGCAGUGUGCGACAGCCCGGGAGACCUCUUAGAUCAGUUCUUUUGUACUACUUGUGGUCAGCACUAUCAUGGAAUGUGCCUGGAUAUAGCGGUUACUCCAUUAAAACGUGCAGGUUGGCAAUGUCCUGAGUGCAAAGUGUGCCAGAACUGCAAACAAUCGGGAGAAGAUAGCAAGAUGCUAGUGUGUGAUACGUGUGACAAAGGGUAUCAUACUUUUUGUCUUCAACCAGUUAUGAAAUCAGUACCAACCAAUGGCUGGAAAUGCAAAAAUUGCAGAAUAUGUGUAGAGUGUGGCACACGAUCUAGUUCUCAGUGGCACCACAAUUGCCUGGUAUGUGACAGUUGUUACCAACAGCAGGAUAACUUAUGUCCUUUCUGUGGGAAGUGCUACCACCCAGAACUGCAGAAAGACAUGCUUCAUUGUAAUAUGUGCAAAAGAUGGGUUCACUUAGAAUGUGACAAACCAACAGAUCAUGAACUGGAUUCUCAGCUCAAAGAAGAGUACAUCUGUCUGUAUUGUAAACACUUAGCUGAGCUGGAGCCUGGUGAUGAGGUGGAGAUGGCUGAACUCGCUGCAGAUUAUAACAAUGAAAUGGAAGUUGAAGGCUCUGAAGACCACAUGGUAUUUCUGGAACAAGCAGUUGAUAAAGAGGUCAAUGGUCAGGAGUCCAUACCUGGAAUUGUUCCAGAGGUUCCCGUCCAUACUGGAGAGCAGCAGAAGGGAGACGCCCCAGAGAGCCUCAACACGCAUGCUCCUCUCGUUUCCGAAUCGUCCCAAGAUAAAAUGAAUCCUGAAUUGGAAAAUCAGAUUUCUCAUGAAAUGGGUAGUGAAAAAAUGGAAAUGUCUUCUAAAGUAAUGCAUAUUUGUAGUGAAGAUCAAAAUGAAAACAAAAUGGAAGUGACAGAGACCGUUGAAGUCCUUGUUCCCCGGGUGACUGUGCAGCGGGAGGAGCUACAGUUGCUAGCUCACCCUAAGGUAGAGGCUUCCACAGAAGAAUCAAGGCCUCCAACAGUAAUCGCUGAACCUGUCACUGUUCCACCAGAAACCUUAGUGUCCCCGUGUCGGGAAAGUACUUCUUUCUGUUCUAAGGAACCGUUGGCUACAGAGAGGGUACGAGAAGAAAUGGAACAGAAAGAAAAUUCUGAACCUUCUAAUGCACUUAUGGACUUUGAAAUGACUCCUGCAUCUGAAAGUUCUGUGAAAGAUGGUUUAUGCCAAGAAGACAAAUCUAUAAAAUUACCAUCUGAGACAGAGUCAUCAUUUUCAUCAGCAGCGGACAUAAGCAAAGCAAAUGUGUCUUCCUCCCCACCCCUUUCUUCAGACUUGCCUUCCCACGACAUGCUGCAUAGUUACCCUUCAGCUCUCAAUGCUUCUGUUGGAAACAUCAUGCCAACAACUUACAUUUCAGUCACUCCAAAAAUUGGCAUGGGUAAACCAGCUAUUACCAAAAGAAAAUUUUCUCCUGGUAGACCUCGGUCCAAACAGGGGGCUUGGAGUACACAUAAUACAGUGAGCCCACCUUCCUGGUCCCCAGACAUUUCAGAAGGUCGGGAAAUUUUUAAACCCAGGCAGCUUCCUGGCAGUGCCAUUUGGAGCAUCAAAGUGGGCCGUGGGUCAGGAUUCCCAGGAAAGCGGCGACCUCGUGGUGCGGGACUGUCAGGACGAGGUGGCAGAGGCAGAUCAAAAUUGAAGAGUGGAAUUGGGGCAGUUGUGUUACCUGGGGUGUCUGCUGCAGAUAUUUCAUCAAAUAAGGAUGAAGAAGAAAACUCGAUGCACAAUACAGUUGUGCUGUUUUCCAGUAGUGACAAGUUCACUCUGCAUCAGGAUAUGUGUGUAGUCUGUGGCAGUUUCGGCCAAGGAGCAGAGGGGAGAUUACUUGCCUGUUCUCAGUGUGGUCAGUGUUACCAUCCAUACUGUGUCAGUAUUAAGAUCACUAAGGUGGUUUUGAGCAAAGGUUGGAGGUGUCUUGAGUGCACUGUGUGUGAGGCCUGUGGGAAGGCAACUGACCCAGGAAGACUCCUGCUGUGUGAUGAUUGUGACAUAAGUUACCACACCUACUGCCUAGACCCUCCAUUGCAGACAGUCCCCAAAGGAGGCUGGAAGUGCAAAUGGUGUGUGUGGUGCAGACACUGUGGAGCAACGUCUGCAGGUCUCAGAUGUGAAUGGCAAAACAAUUACACACAGUGUGCUCCCUGCGCAAGCUUGUCUUCCUGCCCGGUCUGCUGUCGAAACUACAGAGAAGAAGAUCUGAUUCUACAGUGUAGACAGUGUGAUAGAUGGAUGCAUGCAGUUUGUCAAAACUUAAAUACUGAAGAGGAAGUGGAAAGUGUGGCAGAUAUUGGUUUUGACUGUAGCAUGUGCAGACCCUAUAUGCCUACGUCAAAUGUGCCUUCCUCAGACUGCUGUGAAUCUUCACUUGUAGCACAAAUUGUCACAAAAGUGAAAGAACUAGAUCCACCCAAGACCUACACCCAGGAUGGUGUGUGUUUGACCGAAUCAGGGAUGACUCAGUUACAGAGCCUCACAGUGACAGUUCCAAGAAGAAAACGGUCAAAACCAAAGCUGAAAUUGAAGAUCAUAAAUCAGAACAGCGUGGCUGUCCUUCAGACCCCUCCAGAUAUCCAGUCAGAGCAUUCAAGGGAUGGUGAAAUGGAUGACAGUCGAGAAGGGGAACUUAUGGAUUGUGAUGGAAAAUCAGAAUCCAGUCCUGAACGGGAAGCUGUGGAUGAUGAAACCAAGGGAGCAGAAGGAACAGAGGGUGUCAAAAAGAGAAAAAGGAAACCAUACAGACCAGGUAUUGGUGGAUUUAUGGUGCGGCAAAGAAGUCGAACUGGACAAGGGAAAACCAAAAGAUCUGUGAUCAGAAAGGAUUCCUCAGGCUCCGUUUCUGAGCAGUUAACUAGCAGAGAUGAUGGCUGGAGUGAGCAGCUGCCAGACACGCUAGUUGAUGAAUCUGUUUCUGUUACUGAAAACACUGAAAAAAUAAAGAAGAGAUACCGAAAAAGGAAAAAUAAACUUGAAGAAAUUUUCCCUGCCUAUUUACAAGAAGCUUUCUUUGGAAAAGAUCUUCUAGAUACAAGUAGACAAAACAAGCUAAGCUUAGAUAAUCUAUCAGAAGAUACAGCUCAACUUUCAUAUAAAACAAACAUGAACACAAAUUUCUUGGAUGCUUCCUUAGAUCCACUACUUAGUUCAUCCUCAACUCCAGCAAAACCUGGAACUCACGGUACUGCUGAUGACCCCUUAGCUGAUAUUUCUGAAGUCUUAAACACAGAUGAGGACAUUCUUGGAAUAAUUUCAGAUGACCUUGCAAAAUCAGUUGAUCAUUCAGCUGGAAUGGAUAUCGGUCCUGUCGCUGAUGAUCCUUCCUCGUUGCCCCAGCCGAGUGUCACUCAGAGUUCCCGACCGUUGAGUGAGGAGCAGCUAGAUGGAAUCCUCAGUCCUGAACUAGACAAAAUGGUCACAGAUGGAGCAAUUCUUGGAAAGUUAUAUAAAAUUCCAGAGCUUGGAGGAAAGGAUGUUGAGGACUUGUUUACCGCUGUGCUUAGUCCUGCAACCACGCAGCCAGCCCCAUUACCACAGCCACCGCCUCCCCCUGCACCGCAGCUGCUGCCCUUACACAGCCAGGAUGUUUUUUCUCGGAUGCCACUCAUGAAUGGCCUUAUUGGACCCAGUCCUCAUCUCCCUCAUAAUUCUUUGCCUCCUGGAAGUGGAUUGGGAGCUUUCUCUGCCAUAGCACAGUCCCCCUACACUGAUGCCAGGGAUAAAAACCCAGCAUUUAAUCCAAUGGCAAGUGACCCUACCAGCUCUUGGACCUCAUCGGCUCCCACCGUGGAGGGAGAAAGCGAUACAAUGUCAAACGCCCAGCGAAGUACACUCAAGUGGGAGAAGGAGGAGGCCCUGGGUGAGAUGGCGACAGUGGCUCCGGUUCUCUACACAAAUGUCAAUUUCCCCAACCUCAAGGAGGAAUUCCCUGGUGAGUCAUGGACACGCACUGCUUUCCAUGUCACCAGCUUCCUGCUUGUGGAGGUAAUUUUCUUUUCCUUUUUUUUUUUAAAGCAAAAAGCCAGAGAUAACAGAGCUGCCUUACGCAUUAACAAAGUACAGAUGUCAAAUGAUUCCAUGAAAAGGCAGCAGCAGCAAGACAGCAUCGAUCCCAGCUCUCGCAUCGAUUCCGAUCUUUUUAAAGAUCCACUGAAACAAAGAGAAUCAGAACAUGAACAGGAGUGGAAAUUUAGACAGCAAAUGCGCCAGAAAAGUAAGCAACAAGCUAAAAUUGAAGCCACCCAGAAGCUGGAACAGGUGAAGAGCGAGCAGCAGCAGCAGCAACAGCAGCAACAGCAGCAGCAGCAGCUGGGCCCUCCGCCACUCCUGGGACAGUGUGGCUCAGACACCCCGAGCAGCGGCGUGCAGAGCCCCGCAACCCCCCAGCCUGGCAACGGAAAUAUGUCUCCUGCACAGUCGUUCCACAAAGACCUGUUCACGAAGCAGAUGCCCAGCACCCCUACUCCUGUGUCCUCCGACGAUGUGUUUGUAAAGCCGCAGGCUCCACCUCCUCCUCCAGCCUCCUCUCGGCUCUCCGUGCAGGAGAGUCUGUCGCAGUCUCAGGCUUCUCAGCCGCCUUCCCCGCAGGUGUUUUCACCUGGUUCUUCUAGCUCCCGACCGCCAUCUCCAGUGGAUCCUUACGCAAAAAUGGUUGGUACCCCGAGGCCACCUCCUGGGGGCCAUGGUUUCUCCAGAAGAAAUUCUGCUGCCCUGGUGGAAAACUGCGCCCCCUUGUCAUCGGUGUCUCGGCCCGCUCCGAUGAGUGGGACAGCAGCAAACCGGCUGCCCCCGGUCACAGAUUCGUGUUCUUCCUCCACAGCAGGCAGUGACCCCUAUGCAAAGCCUCCGGACACACCUAGGCCUGUGAUGGCAGAUCCAUUUCCCAAACCCUUGGGCCUACCCCGGUCUCCUAUAGUUUCUGAACAAACUGCAAAAGGUCCUCUAACAGCUGGAACCAAUGACCACUUUCCUAAACCAUCUCUUAGGACAGAUGCAUUUCAAAGACAGCGGAUACCUGACCCAUAUGUGCGGCCCUUGUUGACACCUGCACCUCUUGAUGGUGGUCCUGGACCUUUUAAGACUCCACUGCAGCCUCCUCCAUCCUCUCAGGAUCCUUAUGGGCCAGUGUCACAGGCACCGAGGCGAUUGUCUGUUGACCCUUAUGAAAGGCCUGCUUUGACACCAAGACCUAUAGAUAACUUUCCUCAUAACCAGUCAAGUGACCCAUAUAGCCAGCCUCCCCUCACUCCACAUCCGGCAAUGAAUGAAUCUUUUGCCCAUCCUUCAAGGGCUUUUUCCCAGCCUGGAACCAUAUCGAGGCCGACAUCUCAGGAUCCAUAUUCCCAACCUCCAGGAACUCCACGACCUGUUGUGGAUUCUUAUUCCCAACCCUUAGGAACAUCUCGCUCUAAUCCAGACCCUUAUUCUCAGCCUCCUGGAACGCCCCGGCCCACCACGAUUGAUCCAUACAGUCAGCAGCCACCCACCCCAAGGCCGUCGACGCAGGCAGACUUGUUCGUUACAUCUGCCCCUAAUCAGAGGCAUUCUGAUCCAUAUGCGCAUCCUCCUGGAACACCAAGACCUGGAAUUUCUGGAGUUCCUUACUCUCAGCCACCAGCAACGCCCAGGCCAAGGAUUUCGGAGGGUUUUACUAGGUCCUCAGUGGCAAGACCAGUCCUCAUGCCAGGUCAGGAUCCUUUCCUGCAGGCAGCACAAAAUCGAGGGGUGGCGUUGCCUGGCCCUCUCAUAAGGCCACCUGAUGCGUGUUCCCAAACACCAAGGCCACCAGGACCUGGUCUUUCAGACUCAUUUAGCCGUGUUUCCCCAUCUGCAACUCGUGAUCCCUACGAUCAGCCUCCAGUGACUCCAAGGUCUCAGAAUGACUCUUUUGGAACAAGUCAAGUUACUCACGAUGCUGCUGAUCAGCCGAGGCCUGGGUCAGAGGGGAACUUCAGUGCACCUCCCAGCUCUCCAGUAAAUUCCCAAGGCCAGCAGUUUUCUGGUGUCUCCCAACUUCCUGGACCUGUCCCAACCUCAGGAGUCACAGAUACACAGAAUUCUGUAAAUAUGUCUCAAGCAGAUACAGAGAAAUUGAGACAGCGACAGAAGUUACGUGAAAUCAUCCUCCAGCAGCAGCAGCAGAAGAAGAUGACAAGUCGACAGGAGAAAGGAUCCCAGGAUCCAGGAGCAGGGCCUCAUCCAGGUCCCCUGCAGCACUGGCAGCCGGAGAGCAUCGGCCAGGCAUUCACUCGGCCUCCACCCCCCUACCCUGGGAACAUCAGGUCACCCAUUGUCCCUCCUCUAGGACCUAGAUAUGCUGUUUUCCCAAAAGACCCCCGUGGACCCUAUCCUGAUGUUACUGGCAUGGGGAUGAGGCCUCAUGGAUUUAGAUUUGGAUUUCCAGGUAUAACCACGCAGUCUUCUGAUGGUCUCGAAGAGAAGCUCGAUUCUGAUGACCCAUCUGUAAAAGAACUGGAUGUUAAGGACCUCGAGGGGGUUGAAGUCAAAGACUUGGAUGAUGAAGAUCUUGAAAACUUAAAUCUGGAUACAGAAGAUGGCAAGGGAGAUGAACUGGAUACUUUAGAUAAUUUGGAAACCAAUGAUCCCAACCUGGAUGACCUCUUAAGGUCAGGAGAAUUUGAUAUCAUUGCAUAUACAGAUCCAGAACUUGACCUAGGAGAUAAGAAAAGCAUGUUUAAUGAGGAACUAGACCUUAAUGUUCCAAUUGAUGAUAAAUUAGAUAAUCAGUGUGUGUCUGUUGAACCCCCCAAAAAGGAGCAAGAAGACAAAACUGUGGUUCCUUCUGAUAAACCUCCUUGGAAAAAAUCCACAGUCACCAGUGAGAUAAAAACAGAAGUAUUGUCUCCAGAUUCUAAAGGGGAAACCAAAUGUGAAAGUGAGAAAAGUGAUGAGGGUAAAGAUAAUGCUGACACUCCCUGCUCACAGGCCUCUGCACAUGCAGAGGUGAAUGGUGGGGAGAAGGCUUCUCUGCAGUCCUGUGAUACGGAUACACUUGAGAAAAGAACUAAUCGGGAAACAGCUGGCUCCAGCACAAGUGUUCGUGGAUCCACUCAGCUGCCCGCUGAAGACGUAAUAAACUCUUGUGGUGUAACUGGAUCCACUCCAGUCCUCUCAAGUUUACUUACUAAUGAAAAAUCUGACAGUUCAGACAUUAGACCAUUGGGGUCUCCACCGCCAACUUUGCCGGCCUCACCAUCCAAUCAUGUGUCAAGUUUGCCUCCCACUCUGAUGACACCGCCUGGUCACGUUCUGGAUAAUACUGUGAAUUCUAAUGUGGCCGUAGUUUCCAGAUUAAACCAUACAUUCCCUCAGGGUGUGCAGGUCAAUCCAGGAUUCAUUCAGGGUCAGUCAACAGCCAAUCACAGUUUUGGGACAGGAAAACCUGCAAAUCAAACUGUGCCUCUGACAAGUCAGUCUAGUACCAGUGGCAUGUCUGGGCCCCAGCAGCUAAUGAUGCCUCAGACAUUAACCCAGCAGAACAGAGAGAGGCCCCUCCUUCUGGAAGAGCAGCCUCUGCUUCUGCAGGACCUUUUGGAUCAAGAGAGGCAAGAACAGCAACAGCAAAGGCAGAUGCAAGCCAUGAUCCGUCAGCGGUCAGAACCGUUCUUCCCUAAUAUCGAUUUUGAUGCAAUUACAGAUCCUAUAAUGAAAGCCAAAAUGGUGGCCCUUAAAGGCAUAAAUAAAGUAAUGGCACAAAACAAUAUGGGCAUGCCACCAAUGGUUAUGAACAGGUUUCCCUUCAUGGGCCCUUCGGUGACGGGAGCACAAACUGGCGAAGGCCACAGUCUCCUGCCACAGGCCGUUGCUCAGGAUGGCAGUAUAACACAUCAGAUUUCUAGGCCUAAUCCUCCAAAUUUUGGUCCAGGCUUCGUCAAUGAUUCACAGCGUAAGCAGUAUGAAGAAUGGCUUCAGGAGACCCAACAGCUUCUUCAGAUGCAGCAGAAAUACCUUGAAGAGCAAAUUGGUGCACACAGGAAGUCCAAGAAGGCCCUUUCAGCUAAGCAGCGUACUGCCAAGAAAGCUGGGCGUGAAUUUCCGGAAGAGGAUGCUGAGCAACUCAAGCAUGUUACUGAACAGCAAAGCAUGGUUCAGAAACAGCUAGAACAGAUUCGUAAACAGCAGAAGGAGCAUGCCGAGCUGAUUGAAGAUUAUCGGAUCAAGCAGCAGCAGCAGCAGCAGCAGUGUGCAAUGGCCCCACCAACUGUAAUGCCAGGGGUCCAGCCCCAGCCACCCCUGGUCCCAGGUGCCCCCCCACCCGCCUUGAGCCAGCCCGGCUUCCCCAUGGUGCCUGCGCAGCUGCAGCACCAGCAGCAUGCAGCCGUCAUCGGCCACAGCAGCCCGGCCAGAAUGCCCAGCUUGCCUGGGUGGCAGCCCGCCAGUGCCCCUUCUCACCUGCCCCUCAAUCCUCCCAGGGUCCAGCCUCCUGUUGCCCAGUUGCCAAUAAAAACUUGCACCCCAGCCCCAGGGGCAGUGUCGAAUGCAAAUCCACAGAGUGGACCACCACCACGGGUGGAGUUUGAUGACAAUAAUCCCUUCAGUGAAAGUUUCCAAGAACGAGAACGAAAGGAGCGCCUACGAGAGCAGCAGGAGAGACAGCGCAUCCAGCUCAUGCAGGAGGUGGACAGACAGAGGGCUCUGCAGCAGAGGAUGGAAGUGGAGCAGCACGGCGUGAUGGGCUCGGAGCUGGGCGGUAGGACCUCCGUGUCCCAGGUUCCCUUCUACAGCUCUGACCUGCCUUGUGAUUUCAUGCAGCCCCCAAGGCCCCUUCAGCAGUCGCCACAACACCAACAGCAAAUGGGGCAGGUUUUACAGCCCCAGACUAUGCAGCAAGGAUCCAUUAAUUCACCCCCCACCCAGAGUUUCAUGCAAACCAACGAGCGAAGGCAGAUAGGACCUCCCCCGUUUGUUCCUGACACACCGUCAGUUCCUGGUGGAAGCCCAAAUUUCCAUUCUGUUAAGCAGGUGCAUGGAGGUCUUCCUGGGGCUGGCUUCCAGCCGUCCCCAGUGAGGCCUCCUUUUACGCCUGCUUUACCUGCAGCACCUCCAGUGGCUAACAGCAGUCUCCCGUGUGGCCAGGACCCUGCUGUAACCCAUGGGCAAAGUUACCCGGGAUCAGCCCAGUCUCUCAUUCAGUUAUAUUCUGAUAUAAUCCCAGAAGAAAAGGGGAAAAAGAAAAGAACAAGAAAGAAGAAGAAAGAUGAUGACACAGAAUCUACCAAGGCACCUUCAACUCCGCAUUCAGAUAUAACUGCUCCACCAACCCCGAGUGCCUCCGAAACUACCUCCACCCCUACGGUGAACACGCCCGGCGAGCUUCCCCAGCUCGCAGAGCCUGAGGUGGUGGAGCCAGGCGGCCCGUCGGCUCCUGACCCGGCCGCUGGCCAGCUGUGUCCAGAACUGGAGAGCAAACUGCCCACUAGUGACUUCUCGCAAGGAACCCCAAGCCAGCAGACCUGUGCAAAUUCAGAGGUGGAUAAGCUCUCCAUCGAAACCCCUGCCACGGUGGAAGAGGUAAAACUGGAGACGGCUGAGCCAGAGCAGCGCCCAGGCCAAGACGGGCCUGAGCUGGAGGAGCGCACGGAGGAUCAGGCCAAGGAAAAGGCUGCGGCCGGCCCUGCCUCCGCCGGGCAGAGUCCUUCCCGUCCUGCUGGGGCUCCUGCUGCCAAAGGAGAUUCGGGCAAUGAACUUCUGAAGCACCUGCUGAAAAACAAAAAGGCUUCUUCCCUUUUAAAUCAAAAACCAGAAGGUGGUUUUUGUUCAGAAGAGGACUGUACAAAGGACAACAAACUAGCAGAGCGGCAGAACCCAGCCGAAGUGCAAACUUUGGGGGCUCAAAUGCAAGGUGGUUUUGGAUGUGGCAACAACCAGUUGCCAAAAACAGAUGGAGGAAGUGAAACCAAGAAACAGCGAAGCAAACGAACUCAGAGGACUGGGGAGAAGACAGCACCUCGCUCAAAGAAAAGGAAAAAGGAAGAGGAGGAAAAACAAGCUUUGUACUCUACCGCCGACACCUUUACCCACCUGAAACAGCAGAAUAAUUUAAGUAAUCCUCCAACACCCCCUGCCUCUCUUCCUCCUACACCACCUCCUCUGGCCUGUCAGAAGAUGGCGAACGGCUUUGCAACAACUGAAGAGCUUGCUGGGAAAGCUGGCGUACUGGUGAGCCAUGAAGUUACCAGAAGUCUAGGACCUAAACCAUUUCAGCUGCCUUUCAGACCGCAAGACGACUUGUUAGCCAGAGCUAUUGCUCAGGGCCCCAAGACAGUGGAUGUUCCCGCCUCCCUCCCAACACCACCGCAUAAUAACCAGGAAGAGUUAAGGUUACAGGAGCAUGCCGCUGAUCGCGAUACUCCAGACAGUUUUGUGCCCUCGUCCUCUCCCGAGAGUGUGGUUGGGAUGGAAGUGAGCAGGUACCCAGACUUGUCGCUGGUCAAAGAGGAGCCUCCAGAGCCAGUGCCGUCCCCCGUCAUCCCCAUCCUCCCCAGCAGUGCCGGGAAAGGUUUGGACUCCAGAAGGAAUGACAUAAAAACUGAGCCAGGCACUUUAUUUUUCACGUCACCUUUCGGUUCAUCCCCAAACGGUCCCAGGUCGGGCCUGAUCUCUGUGGCAAUCACUCUGCAUCCUACAGCUGCUGAGAACAUCAGCAGUGUUGUGGCUGCCUUUUCCGACCUCCUUCACGUGCGAGUCCCUAACAGCUACGAGGUUAGUAAUGCACCAGAUGUUCCAGCCGUGGGUUUGGUCAGUAGCCACAGAGUAAACCCAGGUUUGGAGUAUCGACAGCGUUUAUUUCUUCGUGGGCCUCCACCAGGACCUGCAAACCCGCCCAGAUUAGCAAGCUCCUACCACCUGAAGCAGCCUAACGUGCCGUUCCCUCCAGCGAGCAACGGUCUUUCUGGAUAUAAGGAUUCCAGUCGUGGUAUCACGGAGAGCGCGGCUCUCAGACCGCAGUGGUGCUGUCACUGCAAAGUGGUCAUUCUGGGAAGCGGGGUGCGGAAGUCGGUCAGAGACCUGGCCUUCGUGAACAAGGAUUCCCGAGAAAGCUCCAGUCGAGUGGAGAAGGAUAUUGUCUUCUGUAGUAAUAACUGCUUUAUUCUCUAUUCGUCAACUGCACAAGCAAAAAACUCAGAAAGCAAGGAAUCCAUUCCUUCGUUGCCACAGUCACCUGUGAAAGAGACGCCUUCCAAAGCGUUUCAUCAGUACAGUAACAACACCUCCACCUUAGACGUGCAUUGUCUCCCGCGGCUCCAAGAUCGAGCUUCGCCCCCUGCGUCACCUCCCAUCACUUUCCCUCCUGCUUUUGAAGCAGCCAAAGUAGAGGCAAAGCCAGAUGAGCUUAAGGUAACAGUGAAGUUAAAGCCUCGGCUCAGGGCUGUGCACGGCGGGUUCGACGACUGCAGGCCCGUCGCAAAGAAGUGGAGGGGGAUGAAGUGGAAGCGGUGGAGCAUCCACAUCGUGGUCCCCAAGGGGGCGUUCAAGCCCCCCUGUGAGGAUGAAAUCGAUGAAUUUCUGAAGAAACUGGGCACGUCUCUGAAACCCGACCCUGUGCCCAAAGACUAUCGGAAGUGUUGCUUCUGUCACGAGGAGGGUGAUGGCCUGACGGAUGGACCAGCCAGGCUGCUCAACCUGGACUUGGACCUGUGGGUGCACUUGAACUGCGCCCUGUGGUCCACGGAGGUCUACGAGACCCAGGCCGGGGCCUUAAUAAACGUGGAGCUGGCCCUGAGGAGAGGCCUGCAGAUGAAAUGCGUCUUCUGUCAUAAGACGGGUGCCACCAGCGGAUGCCACCGAUUUCGCUGUACCAACAUUUAUCACUUCACUUGCGCCAUUAAAGCACAAUGCAUGUUUUUUAAAGACAAAACCAUGCUUUGUCCCAUGCACAAACCAAAGGGAAUUCACGAGCAGGAACUGAGUUACUUCGCCGUCUUCAGGAGGGUCUACGUCCAGCGCGACGAGGUCCGGCAGAUCGCCAGUAUCGUGCAGCGCGGGGAGCGUGACCACACCUUCCGCGUGGGCAGUCUCAUCUUCCACGCCAUUGGCCAGCUGCUCCCGCAGCAGAUGCAGGCAUUCCAUUCCCCCAAAGCGCUCUUCCCCGUGGGCUACGAGGCCAGCCGGCUGUACUGGAGCACGCGCUAUGCCAACCGCCGCUGCCGCUACCUGUGCUCCAUCGAGGAGAAGGACGGGCGUCCGGUGUUCGUCAUCCGCAUCGUGGAGCAGGGCCACGAAGACCUAGUCCUGAGCGACAGCUCCCCGAAAGGUGUUUGGGAUAAAAUUUUGGAGCCUGUGGCAUGUGUGAGGAAAAAAUCUGAAAUGCUCCAGCUUUUCCCAGCCUACUUAAGAGGAGAAGAUCUGUUCGGCUUGACGGUGUCUGCGGUGGCACGGAUUGCCGAGUCCCUCCCCGGGGUGGAGGCAUGUGAGAACUACAGCUUCCGCUACGGCCGGAACCCUCUCAUGGAGCUGCCUCUUGCCGUCAACCCCACAGGUUGUGCCCGUUCUGAACCUAAAAUGAGUGCCCAUGUCAAGAGGUUUGUGUUAAGGCCUCACACCCUGAACAGCACCAGCACCUCCAAGUCGUUUCAGAGCACAGUCACCGGGGAGCUCAGUGCCCCGUACAGCAAGCAGUUUGUCCACUCCAAGUCAUCCCAGUACCGGAAGAUGAAGGCCGAGUGGAAGUCCAACGUGUACCUGGCCCGGUCUCGGAUUCAGACUGUGGAGCGCCUUGUAGAUACAGCCAUGUGCGGGCCAGGCGUUCAGCUCCACUCCUGCAGUCCGUGGCUUGUGAGCUGCAGAUCUGAACCAAACGGCUCUUCAGCUUCUCCCUCCCGGGUUCCAGGACAGGUUUACAGUUCUCACUUUGCCACACUCCUUCAGUCUCCCAGCCUGAUCAUCCUCCAGCACCUGGUUUUACUGAGUGAGGUCACGUCUGCUGGCUGUCGGCGUCAGCCUCGCUACGCCCAGACCCAGAGCAUCAGGUUCUGUUGCCCUUAUGCUCUGAGAAGCUCCCUCAAACCCGCUCUCAGCCCCGCCGCCCGGUUUCAAUCUCCCGUUCCCCCCGGGGUGGCAGUGCGGGCCCCUCCUUCCAGUCCGCCAGCUCUAGGGUGGCGGGUGCCGCCCGUGGACAGGAGCACAGAGCGGACUGACUUCCUUCUCUUUCAGAACCGAGGUGUGUACAUGUUCCGCAUGGACAACGACCACGUGAUCGACGCCACGCUCACGGGAGGGCCUGCGAGGUACAUCAACCAUUCGUGUGCACCGAACUGUGUGGCUGAAGUGGUGACCUUUGAGCGAGGACACAAGAUUAUCAUCAGCUCCAGUCGGAGGAUCCAGAAGGGAGAAGAGCUUUGCUAUGACUAUAAGUUUGACUUUGAGGACGACCAGCACAAGAUCCCCUGUCACUGCGGAGCCGUGAACUGCCGGAAGUGGAUGAACUGAGCACCCCUUGCUGUCGAGGGCGGCUCGUCCCUGGGAAGAAGCGAUUCAACACACCGUUUGAAUUUCGCAGACAGAAAGAUGUUUUUGUUUUCUGUUUUAUGACUUUUGAAAACUAGCUUCUGGGAGUUCUGAGUUCCUCAGUCCUUCAGGGUGAAGGAGCACAGGAGAAAGCCGAUGGAGGCAGCCUUCCUGAAGUUGCUGAGGUGAACCGGAAUUACAGAAUGGUC